Pneumocystis jirovecii RU7 is the source of this 1179-nucleotide messenger RNA. RefSeq lists its product as uncharacterized. Gene Ontology annotation, cellular component: nucleoplasm. Lineage: Eukaryota; Fungi; Ascomycota; Pneumocystomycetes; Pneumocystales; Pneumocystaceae. The record is from RefSeq and is a predicted model, not a curated record. The transcript is spliced from 4 exons. The coding region runs from base 1 to 1179 and encodes 392 amino acids. Gene Ontology annotation, molecular function: histone binding. Gene Ontology annotation, biological process: DNA replication-dependent chromatin assembly; CENP-A containing chromatin assembly.
AUGACAGAAGACACAGCUAUUAGGAGAGAAAUAGCAGAAAAUAACACUGAAAAUAGCACAUCUGACACUUAUGAAGCGGCUCUUGAGGGUCUUAAGGAAGCAGAACAAUUUUAUAGAGAAAAACAAUAUGAAGAAGCAGUAGAAGCGUAUAGUUGGGCAUUAGAACGUUUAGUUGAAGCACGGGGAGAGACUAGUUUGAUAAACGUAGAUGUGAUUUAUGCAUAUGGAAGGGCAUUGUUUCAUUUGGCAGUAAAAAAAAGCGGUGUCUUUGGAGGGGCGGGGUUGCCACUGAAAGGUGCAGCACCUGUUGAAACUAUAUCGAAUAUGAUGCAGGAGAAGUCCAAGGAACAUAUGAAAAGGGUAUUUAAUUUAUCUAGUGACGAAAGUAGUGAAGAAGAAAUGGAAAAAGAAGAUGAUUUUGGAGUUGCAUGGGAAACACUGGAUUUUGCAAGGAUUUUGUACCAAAAAAUCCUGAAUGCAAUAGAAAACAACCAAGCAGAGGUGCUGAUAGAAUUUGAAAAAGUUCCAGAGCAUCAUGAGAUUCAAAAAAAACUUGCAGAUACAUAUGAUUUACUUGGAGAAAUUUCUCUUGAAAAUGCAGAAAACUUUCAACAGGCAUCAACUGAUUUUCAAUCUGCUCUUGACCUUAAAUCUCAAGUUUAUCCUUUAGAAUCCUCAUUAAUUAGUGAAGCACACUAUAAACUUGCAUUAGCACUUGAGUUUUUGAAAGGUGCCGAUAUGCGUGAAAAAGCUAUUGAACAUGUUGAAUGGGCUAUCAAAAGUUUAGAAAAACGUAUUGAAAUUGAGCAGCAAUGUGAAAAAGGCAAAGAAAAACAAAUAAAAGAAGUAGAUGACAUGCAAGAAAUGCUUUUAGAGCUUAGACAAAAGAUUGAUGAAUUACAAAAACCUUCUGAAAAACUGGAAAUAACAUCUAAUUUUGAAGAUAUAAUAGGAAAAUCGCACAAUAAUAUGAAAAGAACCCUCUCUGAAAUGAUUUCUAAUGUAAAUGACCUCAAUUCAUUAGUAAAAAAAAAAAAAAAAACAGUUCCUUGUAAGGUUCCAAAUUCAGGUGAUGAAAAUACGUUUGCAAAUAAUGAUUGUAAUAAAAAUGUCAAUAUUUCUAAUACCAACAUAAAUAAAACUAGGCCGCAUUUAGAGGAGGUAACAAAAACAUGCUAA